GUGCAUUUUUCCAUCAUGCCUGCCAAGAAGGUCACCAAGGGCUCUGCCCAAGCCGCUCCCGCGAAGACUGCCGCCAAGGCCGGUGCCAAGCCCGCCGGCUCGACUGCGUCCAAGAAGAAGGGUGCUGAUCCUUUGUUCCCUUCUGCCCCCAAGAACUUCCGUUUGGGGGGUGACAUCCAGCCCAAGCGCGACGUGUCCCGCUUCGUGCGCUGGCCCAAGAACGUGCGCCUCCAACGCCAAGCCAAGAUCUUGCAAACGCGCCUCAAGGUUCCUCCUUCCGUGAACCAAUUCACCAACACGUUGGACAAGAACCACGCGUCCGACUUGUUGAAGCUCUUGUUGAAGUACCAGCCGGCAACGAAGGCUGCCAAGCAACAGCGCUUGAAGGACAUUGCCGCCGGCAAGGAACAAGCCGCGGCUCCCCCUGCCACGAUCAAGUUUGGCUUGAACCACGUGACCUCCUUGAUCGAAAACAAGAAGGCCAAGUUGGUCGUGAUCGCCCACGACGUGUCGCCGUUGGAAUUGGUCGUGUUCUUGCCUGCUUUGUGCCGCAAGAUGGACAUCCCAUACGUCAUCUUCAAGGGCAAGGCUCGCCUCGGCCAACUCGUCCACAAGAAGAACGCUGCCGUCGUCGCGUUGACCCAAGUCAACAAGGAAGACAAGGCCAAGUUUGACUCGUUGAACACGGCAUUCCGCGCUCAAUUCAACGACGAAACCACCCACCGCCGCAAGUGGGGUGGCGGCAUCAUGGGCUUGAAGACCCAAAAGAAGUUGGAGUUGCGUGCCAAGGCCAUCGCCGCCGAAGCCGCCAAGAAGGCCCAAUACUAAGUUAUUGGCCAGCUUCUUGCAAACCACCGCACUCUAGGGAAAAUCUGAUGGAAAAAUGAGAUGCUAAUACACGUGUGCACGUGUUGAGGCAAGUCAAUGCUAAGUUAAAUUUGUCGAAACUCUGUGCCUUGGUGGCUAACGGCCAACUUCGUAC
Aphanomyces invadans is the source of this 982-nucleotide messenger RNA. RefSeq lists its product as hypothetical. The transcript is spliced from 2 exons. Lineage: Eukaryota; Oomycota; Saprolegniomycetes; Saprolegniales; Verrucalvaceae. Bases 16 to 828 code for a protein of 270 amino acids. The record is from RefSeq and is a predicted model, not a curated record.